GUUAAAACAAGAUUUUUUUUGACUUUUUAUGAAAAUGUCUGUGUAUACAUACAGAAACAAGUUUUCAAAAGAUCAAAUCAGCGAGUUUCAGAGCGCAUUUAUUCUAUUAGAGCGAAGUAAUGGAUGCAUUCAUACUCAUGAUUUUCGCAAACUAUUGGCUACAAUUGGAUACAAUCCAGCAGAUAAGGUGCUUGAAGAACUUUAUCUUUCUAUUGAAAACGGAAAAAAACAACUAAACUUUGACGAGUUUAUGGAAUUAAUAGCGCAAUUAGAAACUGACGACAAAAAUACGAAGGAAGCAAAAGAUGCAUUUAAUGCAUUCGAUUUUGAAGGCAAUGGUUACAUUCCAGCCUUCGAUAUUAAAGAAGCAUUAAUGUGUGUAUUAAAAACAGCCAAAGACUCUGAAAGAGAAGCAAUUAUUAAAUUUUUCAAACUGGAAACAAACAGAAAAGUCUAUUUUAAUGAAUUUAAAGCAAUGAUUACAUAUAGUCCGUAAAUCGUGUUACACCAAUUGCAUUCAAAACAUCGCUAAAGAGUUUAACAUACCCUUGAAAAAGCAAAAAUGAAAAAUCGAAUGAAAAAAAAAACAUUAAAAAAGAAUUGUUUGAAUUUAGAAGUAACGAGGAAUUAAGAUCUUUUAGUGAUUUAGUAAAAAUGAAAAAAUAUAACAAUUUUUUGAUA
Messenger RNA from Hydra vulgaris (swiftwater hydra), 681 nucleotides. Its product is annotated as calmodulin, striated muscle. Gene Ontology annotation, molecular function: calcium ion binding. Lineage: Eukaryota; Metazoa; Cnidaria; Hydrozoa; Anthoathecata; Hydridae. Gene Ontology annotation, cellular component: cytoplasm. The record is from RefSeq and is a predicted model, not a curated record.